AUGUCGUCAAUCUCGCAGGCGCCUCUCCUGCCCGUCGUCAGCACAUGUCUCCUCCUCUUCAUCGCCUACCGCUUCAUCCACGCCCUCUUCCUUUCCCCCUUGCGCAAGGUCCCGGGCCCUUUGCUGGCAAGACUGACCGCCAAGCGUGGUGAUCUCGACAACUUCUCCGGCAAGGUCGCCCAGACCGCAGAGCGCGAUGCGGACAAGUAUGGCCCUGUCUACGUCUACAAGCCCAACGCGGUCUGCGUCAGCCACCCAGACGACGUCCGCACCAUAUUGGGCUCACAGGACUUCAGAAAGGCCCCCUUUUUUGACAUUUUCGACGACGGGGGCACCAAGAACAUUGUCUCCCAGCGGGACCCUGCCCUGGCCAGUCGCCGCAGACGCCAAAUUGGUCCCUAUCUGAACUUCAGCUAUUUGCACAAAAUGGAGGACGUGAUCCAGCGGCACGGCUACCUAGCCAUCCAAGCCAAAUGGGAGAGGAUGAUUGAUGAGAACAGCGGCAAGGCCACCGAGGUGAACUACCGCAUCGACACGCAGCUGGCCACCUUUGACAUUAUGAGCGCGCUGGCCUUUGGGCGCGACCCCAGCUCCAUCAGCAAGGGCAGCUCCUCGAUCAGUAGCCGCGCGGGCUCCAUCAUGGACCUUCUCGACAGCCCCCUGAUUCUCGGUCUUCUCUCCCUCAUCCCCUUCACGUGGCUCAUGCUUCCUUGGAAAUGGAUGUAUCAGGAGCUGGCCGACUACAGCCGGGAGUCGCUCCUCAUGCGCAAGAAACUCCGCGAGACGGGGGAGCAUGUUCCAUUCGACAUGCUGCAGGCGUUUGUGGAAGCCGAGGACCCGGAAUCCAAGAUGAAAAUGUCAAGUUCUGAGAUUCAGGCGGAAUGCAUCAUGAUGAUGCUCGCGGGGAGUGAGACCACCUCGUCCGCCAUCAUGUGGACGAUUCAUCUGUUGCUUCUGCACCCGGACAAGCUAGAGCGUGCUGUCGAAGAGGUUCGUUCCACGUUUCCGUCCGACCAUCUCAUCUCCCAUCAGGAGGUCUUGUCUAAGCUUCCCUACAUUGACGCGGUCGUGAGUGAGGCUCUGCGCGUGUCCCCAACGACAGCGGGUUUAACACCCCGUGUCUCUCAGACUCGGGGCAUCAGUCUUCAGGGUCAUUAUAUUCCACCAGGCACUGAGAUUUUUGUCAAUCUCCGCUCCGUGAACAUGCACGACGGCUUGUGGGAGCAGCCUCGCCGAUUCCAGCCAGAGAGGUUCCUGGAUAAUGACGAGGCGAAAAAGACACUCUUCACCUUCUCCUACGGUCCCCGAAACUGCAUCGGCCGUAACUUGGCUUGGGUGGAGAUGCUCACUAUUGUCGCCAACUUACUUAAAGACUAUGAUAUUAGGUUACCGUCGGACAGCCGGUUCGGUCCAAGCAAUGUGGAUGAGGAGGGUGUUCCGAGGUUACUGCCCGCCAAGUGCUUCAUUGCGUCUUUUCCUGCGAAUCCUGAUAGAGAUUGUCGGAUGGUCAUCAGCAGGCGUAGCUGA
This is a messenger RNA of Emericellopsis atlantica, 1527 nucleotides long. Its product is annotated as cytochrome P450. Gene Ontology annotation, molecular function: heme binding; monooxygenase activity; oxidoreductase activity, acting on paired donors, with incorporation or reduction of molecular oxygen. Bases 1 to 1527 code for a protein of 508 amino acids. The transcript has a single exon. NCBI's taxonomy places the organism in Eukaryota, Fungi, Ascomycota, Sordariomycetes, Hypocreales, Bionectriaceae. The record is from RefSeq and is a predicted model, not a curated record.